AUGAGUGGCUUAAUCUUCCUCGUCGUGACCUCGGUAAGUGGUCAUGGCCGUGGCGUAUGUUCAUCACAACCUUCUUCCUCAAGCCACCAUCUAAUUGACCCCCCCCCUCUUCGCGUUUGUUACAGCUCCUUCCUCGCCGGCGCACUCCCCUUAUCCAUCAGCCUCACCCAAUCCCAACUCCGCUUCGUCGCCUCCCUCGGCGCGGGUCUUUUAGUUGGAUCAUGCCUUAUAGUCAUUGUCCCCGAGGGCAUAGAAGCCAUCGCCUCCGCCUCCUCCGACCAUCACCACGACGAUAAUGCCCCGCACCGUCACCGUCGCGAUGAUCCCCCUCAGACCGAAGACGACGAGCUCCCAGCCUUCCACAUCGGCCUCUCCCUCAUCCUCGGCUUCGCCCUCAUGUUCCUCAUCGACCGCCUCCCCCGCCAUCUAACAGACCGCUUCACCCCUCCCCCCCAAUCCCGCCACGUAUCCCUCGACAACCUCUCCACUCACCAACCCGAUUCCGACCUCGAAGACGAGUCCUUCCUUGGAAGUUUGACACCCUCCCCGAAACAAUCACGAUCACUAGCAACGACAAUAGGACUGGUGAUCCACGCGGCAGCAGACGGGGUUGCGAUGGGGGCGUCAGCGACAACAUCAAACAUGAACGUCGGCCUGAUCAUCUUCUUCGCCAUUCUGGUCCACAAGGCCCCCGCGGCGUUUGGGCUCACGUCUACGCUGCUUAAGCAAGGGUUGAGCAAACGAGCGGCGAGGGUGCAUCUCAUGGUGUUCAGCCUGGCGGCGCCGGUGGGGGCGCUGGUGACGUAUUUCAUGGUGGGCAUGUUGGGGGGGGAGCAUUUGGAGGGGGAGGAGGAGGAGAGGAUGUUGUGGACGGGGAUGCUGCUCUUGUUCAGCGGGGGGACGUUUUUGUAUGUGGCUAUGCAUGCUAUGCAGGAGGAGAAUUCUUUUGGAGUCGGGGGGCAUGAUCAUGCUGGGCAGGGAGGUGGGGGGGGUUAUUCAGAGGUUGGGAAUAGGGGGAAUACGGGGGGGGGGGGGUUGGGGUUGAGGGAUACUUUGGGGACGGUGGUGGGGAUGUUGCUGCCUUUGGCGACGAGGUUUGGGCAUCAUCAUCAUCAUUAG
This is a messenger RNA of Podospora anserina S mat+, 1119 nucleotides long. RefSeq lists its product as uncharacterized. The coding region runs from base 1 to 1119 and encodes 372 amino acids. The transcript is spliced from 2 exons. The record is from RefSeq and is a predicted model, not a curated record. NCBI's taxonomy places the organism in Eukaryota, Fungi, Ascomycota, Sordariomycetes, Sordariales, Podosporaceae. Gene Ontology annotation, molecular function: metal ion transmembrane transporter activity. Gene Ontology annotation, cellular component: membrane. Gene Ontology annotation, biological process: transmembrane transport; zinc ion transport.